This is a messenger RNA of Panicum virgatum (switchgrass), 1083 nucleotides long. Its product is annotated as ankyrin repeat-containing protein ITN1-like. Gene Ontology annotation, molecular function: protein phosphatase 1 binding; protein phosphatase regulator activity. NCBI's taxonomy places the organism in Eukaryota, Viridiplantae, Streptophyta, Magnoliopsida, Poales, Poaceae. The record is from RefSeq and is a predicted model, not a curated record. The transcript is spliced from 3 exons. Bases 1 to 1083 code for a protein of 360 amino acids. Gene Ontology annotation, cellular component: plasma membrane.
AUGACAAAGAAGUUACUGGAGUGGAACGAGGACCUUAUCAAACAUCGAUCAAGCGGAAGUACGCCUCUGCACUUUGCAGCAUCAUGGGACAUCAAGAGAAGGGCCGGGCUACAGGGUGAUAUUAGCAGAAGGACCGAGCUACUAUUAGAUGCUACACCUCUGAACUUUGCAGCAGCAGCAUUGGAUAUCGACAGAAGGGCCGGGCUGCUACUAGAUGCCUACGAGUCUUCGGCAUAUCAGCCUGACAAUACUGGAUCAUUCCCCAUACAUGUGGCAGCCUUGGGGAACAACCUUGCCGUCGUUCAUGUGAUGCUGGAAAAGUGCCCCGACUGUGCCCAACUACGAGACGCCCAGGGCAGGACCUUCCUCCACAUUGCUGUCUCCAAGGACUACUACCAUUUAGUCCGAAGGAGUAUUUCUUUGCUCUUGAGAGGAAACCAUCUUUGGGCUGCUAAUGGCGCUUUUCAGAUGAGAAGGGUGUACAAGAUGCUAAUGGCUGCUGGGGCUAGAUUUGGUGUUCGCCGACGUGGUGAGGAGGCCCCUAUGCUAAAUGAGGAGAAGGAGGCAGAGACAAUCAAAGAGUCCACAACCAUCGUUGGCGUUGUAUCAGUGCUAAUCCUGACGGUUUCCUUCGCCGCCGCUUUCCAGUCACCUGGAGGAUAUAGCACUGAUGCCAACCGGGCAGGUACACCAGAACUCGCCAAGAUGUACUCCUUCCAGGCAUUCGUCGCGGCCAACAACCUGGCGACUUUGUGCUCCGGCAUGUCCACCCUCAGCCUCAUGUACGCUGGAGUGAGCACCGUCGACAUCCGCACACGCGGGAGGGCCUUCGUCAUAUCCGUCUUCUUCCUCAAGAGCUCGGCCCGGUGCCUCGCCGGCGCCUUUGUGUUCGGCACGUAUGCGGUGCUGGAUCCCGUUGCCCACGGGCAACCAAACAAGCCCCUUCUUGGCAGGGCUGUAGCUGUCCCUGGCAUCUUGAGGUCGGGGACGGCGAGCACCGAGGACGGCGAGCGGCUGGGCGCCGAGCUGUUGGCUGAAGACCUAGAGGAGGGUGCUGGGCAGCGCGUGUCCCGGGGCUCGUAG